UCUACAGCUGUCACUACUCGAGUUAAGCUUUAUAAUAUUUGAGUGUUCGAAGUUCUGGAGCGUAAGCAGCAUUCUCAGUACGUACUAGUUUCACUUGGCAUUUGAAUGAAAUCGGUAAACCAAUGGCGUUUCGUCCUCCUAGACUGCCGAAAAAUCAAGUAGUCCCAGGGUUUUAAUGAGAAGGAAAGUAGGACGGCGUCAGGGAUUGGGAGCUAGAAGGCACGCACUGGGUUGAAGCUAGAGAAAAAGUCGGAAGAUAGAGCUGCGCCUGUAAUUGCUUUCGAAGCCGCAGCCACUCGAGUGCCGGACUUGUAAGUACUCUGCGCCUCCCAUGCUCGGACUGAAGUCGGAGAACUCUCCCAGCUACGCGACGAGAUCCUGCACAACUACCUUCUUUUGCUCUCCCCGCCAGACUAAGGGACAGAACAACUGCCACCCUUCCUCUGCCUACCAGAUGGGGGGGCAAAAGCAGUAGCUGACCAGCACCGCCUCCUUCCGACCCGGGAGGUGGGGAUCUCCCCACCCCGCCCCGCCGGGUCCAGCCAAAUUCAACAUUAAUUUUCUCCUCCCGCUGCUCCUAUAUUCCCUACACCCCCACCUCCUUCCCCUAUCCCUCCUCCUUACAAACAGGGGAGGAGAUAAGGGGAGUCCAGGUCGUCAUGACAGAGCUGAAGGCAAAGGAACCCCAGGCUCCCCACGUGGCGGGCGCCGCGCCCUCCUCCACACUGCUCGGAGCGCCUCUGCUAGGACUCCGGGACGCUGGCCCUUUCCAGGAGAGUCAGACCUCGAACUCCUCCCCUAUAGUCUCAGCUAUACCUAUCUCUCUGGACCCGUUGCUCUUCCCUAGGCCUUGCCAGGGACAAGACCCGGACCCGAAGACACAGGACCAGCAGCCGCUGUCAGACGUGGAGGGGGCGUAUCCCAGAGUUGAAGCCACAAGCAGUGCAGGAGCUGGCAGCUCUAGACCCCCAGAAAAGGACAGAGGGCUGCUGCACAGUGUCUUGGACACGCUACUGGAGCCUUCAGCUUCCGGGGAGACCCACGCCAGCUCUCCUGCCUGUGAGGCCGCCAGCCCUUGGUGCCUGUUUGGCUCUGAGCUUCCUGAAGACCCCCGGGUUGCCCCCACCACCCAGGGGGGGUUGUCUUCGCUCAUGAGCCGGCCAGAGGGCAAGGCUAGCGACAGCUCCGGAACGGCAACUGCCCACAAAGUGCUGCCCAGGGGUCUGUCACCGCCCCGACAGCUGCUGCCCCUGACCUCUGGGAGCCACCAUUGGUCUGGGGCCUCAGUGAAACCAGCUCCGCAGCCUGCUGUGGUAGACGUAGAGCAGGAGGAUGGCUUGGAGUCCGAAGGCUCCGUGGGUCCACUUCUGAAGGGCAAAUCCCGGCCUCUGGGAGGCACGGCAGCUGGAGGAGGAGCUGCAGCCACCGCUCCUGGGGUGGCCGCAGGAAACGUCACCCUGGUCCCCAAAGAAGAUUCCCGUUUCUUGGCGCCCAAGGUCGCCCUGGCGGAGCAGGACGCGCCAGCGGCGCCUGGGUGCUCCCCGCUGGCCACCACGAUGAUGGAUUUUAUCCACGUGCCCAUUCUGCCCCUCAACUCGGCCUUCCUGGCCGCCCGCACCCGUCAACUGCUGGAAGGGGAGAAUUAUGACGGCGGGGCCGCGGUUGUCAGCGCCUUUGCCCCGCCGCGGGGCUCACCCUCGGCUUCUUCCACCCAGGUCGCUGCUGGCGACUUCUCCGACUGUGCGUACCUGCCCGACGCCGAGCCCAAGGAUGAUGCGUUCCCGCUCUACGGCGACUUCCAGCCGCCAGCCCUGAAGAUCAAGGAGGAGGAGGAAGGCACCGAAGCCGCUGCCCGCUCCCCGCGGCCGUACCUGGUGGCGGGUCCCAACCCCGCAGUCUUUCCGGAUUUGCCGCUGGCGCUGCCGCCGCUCCCUCCGCGAGCGCCGUCGUCCAGACCCGGGGAGGCCGCGGGGGCGACCGCCGCACCCGCCAGUGCCACAGUCUCGUCCACGUCCUCGUCUGGGUCGACCCUGGAGUGCAUCCUGUACAAAGCGGAGGGCGCGCCGCCCCAGCAAGGCCCGUUUGCUCCGCCGCCUUGCAAGGCGCCGGGCGCAGGCGCCUGCAUGCUGCCGCGGGACGGUGCCUCCACCUCAGCUUCUGUUGCUUCCGCCGGGGCGGCCCCUGCGCUCUACCCGCAGCUCAGUCUCAACGGGCUCCCGCAGCUCGGCUACCAGGCCGCAGUGCUCAAAGAGGGCCUGCCGCAGGUCUACCAGCCCUAUCUCAACUACCUGAGGCCCGACUCAGAUGCCAGCCAGAGCCCACAGUACAGCUUCGAGUCCUUACCUCAGAAGAUUUGCUUAAUCUGUGGGGAUGAAGCAUCAGGCUGUCAUUAUGGCGUCCUCACCUGUGGGAGCUGUAAGGUCUUCUUUAAAAGGGCAAUGGAAGGGCAGCAUAAUUAUUUAUGCGCUGGAAGAAAUGAUUGCAUUGUUGAUAAAAUCCGCAGAAAAAACUGCCCCGCAUGUCGCCUUAGAAAGUGUUGCCAGGCUGGCAUGGUCCUUGGAGACAUUUGUAUCCACUUUGAAGGCUAUUACAUACAGUGCAGCUGUGAAACUUUUGCACAUUCCAUCCCUCAGAAUAAAAUUCAUCAGGGUCGAAAGUUUAAAAAGUUCAAUAAAGUCAGAGUUAUGAGAGCAUUGGAUGCCGUUGCUCUCCCACAGCCUGUGGGCAUUCCAAAUGAAAGCCAAGCCCUAAGCCAGAGAAUCGCUUUUUCACCAAAUCAAGACAUACAGUUGAUCCCCCCAUUGAUUAACCUGCUAAUGAGCAUUGAACCAGAUGUGAUCUAUGCAGGACAUGACAACACCAAACCUGAUACCUCCAGUUCUUUGCUGACAAGUCUUAAUCAACUAGGCGAGAGACAACUUCUUUCAGUAGUCAAGUGGUCUAAAUCAUUGCCAGGUUUUAGAAACUUACAUAUUGAUGACCAGAUAACUCUCAUCCAGUAUUCUUGGAUGAGCUUAAUGGUGUUUGGACUAGGAUGGAGAUCUUAUAAACAUGUCAGUGGGCAGAUGCUAUAUUUUGCACCUGAUCUAAUACUAAAUGAACAGAGGAUGAAGGAAUCAUCAUUCUAUUCACUAUGCCUCACCAUGUGGCAGAUUCCACAGGAGUUUGUCAAGCUUCAAGUUAGCCAAGAAGAGUUCCUGUGUAUGAAAGUAUUGCUACUUCUUAAUACAAUUCCUUUGGAAGGGCUAAGAAGUCAAAACCAGUUUGAAGAGAUGAGAUCAAGCUACAUUAGAGAGCUCAUCAAGGCAAUUGGUCUGAGGCAAAAAGGAGUUGUCUCUAGCUCACAGCGUUUCUACCAACUUACAAAACUUCUUGAUAACUUGCAUGAUCUUGUCAAACAGCUUCAUCUGUACUGCUUGAAUACAUUUAUCCAGUCCCGAGCACUGAGUGUUGAAUUUCCAGAAAUGAUGUCUGAAGUGAUUGCUGCACAGUUACCCAAGAUCUUGGCAGGGAUGGUGAAACCUCUGCUCUUUCAUAAAAAGUGAAUGCCAUUUUUAUCUUUAAAAAUUAAAUUUUGUGGUAUGUCUAUUUUUCUUUUAGUCCGGAUUGUGAGGUCUUGAUUUUUACAAUGUUCUUCUCAAAGCCUUACAUUUAUGACGUAUCAUAUUGUGUAAAUUUCAGAGAGAAUUGUGAACUUUUAAUUGUUUUUCUUUAUAAAGCAUAACUAGAAUUUUUAAAGUGUUUUGUGUAGCCAUAUAUUCUUUAAGAGUUUACAAGAUUGAAAAAGUACUAAAAGUGAUUGCUAACAUAAACUUAAUCAUAUUCAUAGUAUUUCAUACCAUUUAGGUGAAGAUUUUUAACUUUUGCAUCUAACAAAUCUUCUACUUUAAAGGAAAAAAAUCUUACACAUAAAAAUAAAAAGUUAUUGUAUAUGUUCCUUCUAGGUAGCUCCCUUUGUCUUCUUGAUUAUAUUUACAUAAAUGAGCCUUUAAAUAAUGGUAUGCAAAAUUUUGCCUACAUGAACAUAUAUAUACAUUUUUGUGAGGAGGAAAUUUAUAACCUUUAUCAGGUUUUCUAAAGGGUUUUUAGUGCAAAAAGUCUAGAGAAAAAGAGUUUAAAAUCCCUGAAGUAGAUUGAGGGUUUGAUAUUAGGAAAACAGCUCAUAUAUAUAGACUCUGACUGUUUCCCAGAUUGGAAACACAGACUCUAAGGAAGUUAUUAAGGAAAGCCAUAUCACUAUGACAACAGUAUUAGCGGUUUUGUAGUUUUUUACUAACCUUUUUUGGGACUUGUCCUUUAAUGAGGCUUGUGAAUCAAAAUCGGAAGUCUGAAGAGUCUGUGGCCUAAUGCUACUCCUUACCAUCUGGAGCAGGUAGAAAGUCACUUAACCUUACUGAUUUUCAAUUUCCUCACCCUUACCACUGGUAUAAUAUAUUUCCUGCAAAAUGUUCCUUUUGGUCAAAGCUUCUUAUUCACUUCUUAAUCAAAAAAGAAAAGAAGGGGAGGGAGGAAAGGAAGAGGAAAAAAUAAAUAUUCUCUUUCUUCAUUCAGAAAGUCAUAAUGAUAAAUCACAGGUUGAAAAUUUUUGAGUGCCUCUGAUCCAAUUCUAAGAUAGGUAUUUCAAGAAAUACUAGAUACUGGAUUAAAAUAAUACAACCAAUUAUAAUAACUAGAAAACACACAAUUCACACUGUUAUAUGAACUUAAAAAAUAUUGCAUUAGAAUAUGGACAAGAGUAUUUUUAUGAGAUGAGUCACUGGAGAGCCAUUUAUUUUUUAAAGAUCUAUGUAUAUAUCUGUAUAUGUAAAUACAGAUAAAUAUAUAAAAAAUAACAGGAAGAACUAAGUUCAUACCACUGAUAAAAUUCAAUAAAAAUAAUCAUUGUUUUA
Molecule: messenger RNA, 4889 nt
Organism: Felis catus (domestic cat)
Lineage: Eukaryota; Metazoa; Chordata; Mammalia; Carnivora; Felidae
Gene: PGR
Product: progesterone receptor
Exons: 9
Coding region: 660-3545 (961 amino acids)
Biological process (GO): steroid hormone receptor signaling pathway; regulation of DNA-templated transcription
Cellular component (GO): nucleus
Molecular function (GO): nuclear steroid receptor activity; zinc ion binding; steroid binding
Source: RefSeq, a predicted model, not a curated record